GCAAAAAGGUUUUGAAGGUUAUUGGGGCUGCAAUAGAAAAGAGGUAAUACAAUUUUUGAAUAGCAUCAGCAAAUCUUCUAGUAAUUUUAACUCCUCAAUGUACGCUCACCUCUUGAAUUUUCACCUCACGCGCUACUAGCGCCUCUCGGCCUCUAGGUGAGAAUUAUUUCCCUCAUUGGGUCGUUCCACUCACGACCAAAAAUAAAAUUAAUAGAAGAAAAAAAUCCAGAAAGAGAUGACCAAAACUUAACGUUUAACGUUCAACAGCGUAGGUCUCAAGUAGGUCUACGCCGCGCCGCAGUGUCUACACUAGACAGAGAAUGGUCACAGCGUACCCAUAAACUACAAUCUACAUAGAACUGAAAUAGCAUAGACGGAUGCGUUUGUGUUGUAUGCGUUUGGUUUGAUACUUACCUACUCUAGCCAGCCAGGAUUUUCCCUCCUUUUGUGCUAAUCGGUAUAUUUGGCGUUUAACUUACUUUACAUCAUGCGUAAGAUAUCAAAAAGUCGUACAGAUGAUGAUGUGAUAUCGUCUACAAAUGGUUCUAUCGCUAAUGAAGAUCAUGCUGAUUCGGAACGCCGAGCUGACCCAGAUCACCAAGAUGAGAAAGAUACAGAAUCGGAACCGAAAGAUAAUGUUGGAAACGAUGAUGAGUCGAAUAGCACUAUAAAAGAAUCAUCUAAAAAGGCUAAAGCAAAGAACAAGCAUAAGAAAAGGAAAUCUGAAAGAAAUGUUGUUGAGGAAGAGUAUGAGGUGGAAAAAAUUGUAGACUCUAAAAGGAUAAAAGGAAAGCUUCAUUAUUUAAUACGUUGGAAAGGGUAUUCCGCUGACAGUGAUACUUGGGAACCAGAAAACACUUUGUCAUGUCCUGAAUUGAUUAACAAAUAUAAUGAUGAGAAAGAGAACUCCAAAAAUAAAGAUCCAAAAAGUGACAAAAAGAAUAACAAGAGGAAAGCCAAGAAAGAAACCAAAGUACCAGCCAAAAGGGCAAGAAAUGACUCGGAUGAGAGCGAUGUGGAUGAGAAUGCUGAAUAUGAGGUUGAUCGUAUCCUAGAAGUACGCCACAAGAAGAAUGGCAAACGAGAGUUUUUCAUUCAUUGGAAAGGGUGGUCUAGUAAAUACGAUUCUUGGGAACCCGAAAGUAAUUUAAACUGCUCGGAAUUGAUUAAGAAAUUCAUGGAAAAGGUGGACAAAGCUCGUACUGUGGAUUCUCGUAAUUUAAGAGUGGCUCCAGAGACAACCAAUCGCUUUACGCUACAGGACCCUUCCUCGGGUCGGCGGUUAAGUAAAAGGCGCGGGCAACGCCAAAGGGUACGUUACGACAAUGCCGAAUGAAGUUUGAAACUUUUGCAUGGUAUAUAGUACCUAACAUUAUUAGUAUCUAAGGUUUUCGCAGCAUUGCAUGUCAUAUAUUAAUAUUGAUAUUACUUUAUAGUUUUGACUUUGUUCUUUUAAAUACAUUAUGUGCAGAUGUAUUCAAUUGAUGAGACUUUCUACGCUAGGGAAGUAUUAAUAUACUUUGACAAAUUUAAAUUUGUAUGUAUGUACUGAAUUUUUAGUAUCAUAAUCAAUGCAAAACGCAAACUGAGUCGAGUACUACACGAAAUGUCCAUAUCAAAUGUCCAAUGCCGAUCUAUUGCUGAGGGUGAAAUUAAUGCUUAAGUUUGGGUAAUUGUAGGCAAAUGACUGCUUUACGAAUCGCGUUGUAUUCGAGAAUUAUUUCGAUUUUAAGUAAAUGGUAUACACAUAUAUAAAAAAAAUUGUGUUGUAAGUGUAUAUUUUGUUUCCCUUUGAGUCUGUUGGAUAAUUAGUUAUUUCCUGAAUUGGUUAUUUUUGCAAAGUUGCACCUGCUAAGUCUAUGUCGCUACAUAGACUCGAUAGUUGUGGUCCAUUCAUAAAUGGUGUAUGCCGCGGUUUGGAUUCGGAUUCAAUAACUAGGAUAGCCAAUCCUAGUUAUUUGACCACUCAUUACUUAAUACACUAUCGAAAACAGAGAGUGUUCUUUACGACCACCUAAAAAUUUGGUUUAAUUUUAAAUUCAAAAUAAAACUAAUUAUUGAAAUUCGGUCAAUACACUAAGUACAACUAGAUAUUUUGUAACAAUCUUGUUAUACAUUUUUGUGUAAGUCAUGUUUUUAAUAUAUAUUAUACAAACCAAUGGGUAAAUUCAGUGUUAGAUGAAGUGCACAUUACGCUGGUUAGUAAAUAAUAAUAAUUUUAAGUUUCAUGUACGUUAAAACUUAAAUGUUCUAUUUUGUUAAAGAUAUAAACUUUAUUCUGAAAACAUUCAUCGAAAUUAACUAGUAAAGGGACCGUCCAUUAAUCAUGUGUUUUUUUGUCUUUAACACUCCUCCCUCCCCUACGUGAUAGGUGGUGUGGUUGGCUUACCCCCAUUUCACAACGAAAUCGAAAAAGUUGCUGUUUCUCCUAGAUUUCAUUAUUUUUUCUAACUUUUAUUUACCAGUAAAAAAAUAUCUGUAGCAUCAAAGAAAGCAAGUUGUUUUUUCUGAUAUGUUUGUUAAGAAAACACGCGUUUGACAAAUAAACAUACACAAGAUUUAACGAGAUAUCACUAUUGUCAUGUAUUUCUGAUUUAUAUGUUUAAUGGACGGCCACAUAGAUAUAAGAAAUAUAAAACAAUUCCCUAAAAUGUUAAGGAGUCUUGGAUUCUUAUUUUGAGGAUUUCUUUAGUUCGUACCGUGCGUAAUGAGUGCUCCCUCUUGACACACGAACCAAAAAGAUCUGUAAAAUAUAUGACGUGUCCUGGGGCUGUCGCCACAUUUUAAAGUUACAUUACUGCAGCUAUGGCAGCGUGACAACGCCCCCCCGGUUGAAAGCGUGUCUCUCUUUCACAACUACGGUAAUAUUAUUUUAAGAAGUGGUGGUAGGUCUAGUGAGUUUUAGAGUAAGGUACAUGUAUAUUAAAAAAGUAGUUGUAUUUUAUGACGAAAGAAAUAUUUAAAAGUUUGCCUAAACUUACUUGUGCAAUACAUAAUGCAAAUAAUUUGUAGUUUGCAAUGGAAGUCUUUAAUUAUUUGUUUAUAGACAUACUAGAGGAUAUAAAUGAAACUAUGUUCGUCAAGAAAUAUAGAUAUAUUUGUAAAGUAUUUUUCAAAUAGUAAUAACAUCAGCCUUUAACUGCCCUGUUGAAGUUGAAUAAACACGGUCCUGUGUUUAUUCAGUUACUGUUAAUUUUGAUAAAAAAGUAUACAGACAAAAUAUUAGGCGUUUAGGAAAAUAAAUUGUAUCGCUUUUUUAAACAGAGCUCUUUUUAACUAUAUUCACAAGUUUGUGAUUAAACUAUUUUUCCUUAUAUGAGUUUAAUUCAAGUGGAACAAUUUAAAAAGAAACUAGGUAUUGCUAAUCCAAUAUUUAUUGACUUGUUGUGUAUAAAUAAUCUAUAAUUUGAGAAAUCUUAGGCAGUUCCUAAAUUUUACGUUUAGAAAAACUAUAAUUUUUUACCUCAAGAUGUUUAAUAUAUUUUGUUUCCUUUGUUAAAUAUAACGAACUAGCUGUUGCCCACGACACCGUCCGUGUGGACUUCCGUUUACAGAUAGCGGUGAUUGCCGUUUUAGUGGGAGUAACGAGAUAAAAAGUAGUCUUAACACCCCCCAUAACCCUCCCCCCUUCAAAUCAACUACCAGACACCGCUCGCCCAUAACUUACCUUUUCCAGAUAAAAAGUAACCUAUGUCCUUUCUCAGCAUAUUACCUCUCUACAUUAGCUGUGUAUCAAAUUUCAUUACAAUCGGUUCUGAAGUUUCAUCGGGGGAGCGAAACAGACAGACAGAGAUACUUUUGCAUUUAUAAUAUUAAAAGGGAUAAUUCGUAAAAUUUUGAAGUCAGUGGAAUUAGGUUUAAAAAGUAAGACCAUAGAAGUUUUUGACUAUAACGGCUGAAAAGCAAUUUGUUAGCUAAAAAUUACUGCCUAAGUAUGUAGAAUGGUAUCAGCUUGUGUCAUCAAUAAUCAAUGCGGGUUAAUUUUCAAUCACCAGCCAUUUUUUGUGCAAUGAUUCUCGGUCAUAUUUAUUUAAAAAGCUUUUCAGCAUAUCCUAAGGUACAGAAAGCGUGAAAAGCUAAGAUUGAAAAUGAUAAAAAGUCUUCGGCCAGGAAGAUUUUUUAAAUAAAAAUCAUAGUAAGUUAUAAUUAUUAUUUUAACUUAACAUGAUAAACUCGUCGCACGCAAACAUUGUUAAAGUACCAAGCGGGAAUCAACAAUAAAUCAUGCCUAAAGAAGAAAAUAAUACUUGCGCUAAAUUUCAUUAUUUCUAAAAUAAAUGUUGUAUGCCUAUCGUUUAAGAAUAAAAGUUUAUGUAGCUUAACUUUCGCGAAAGCAAGCUUUAUUUUACGUUAAUUCACUUAUUAACUUGUCCGAGCUACAAGAAGUAUUAAAAAAAGUAAUAGCUUCUUUUCGAAAGUUGUGUUUGCAUGACUACGAGUUUGUCACAUGAUAAGAUAUCGAAACGUGUCGGCAAAAUAAUGCAUUCAUUGAUUAUCCAGCAUUAUUAUCUUGAUGCCUAAAUGAAAAUUAACAUUAAUUUAUUGCUUAAUAUUGUCAUAAGAGUGUCGAUAUGGCCCUCGAAUUAAGGCUAGAGUGGGAACUAGUAUGUAAAUUCUGAAUUUGCGAUUAUAUUCAAUGCAUAUUUUUUAUUCGCUCUUAGGUUCAGAAUGUUAAAAUUUGGCUGGCCGUUAAAUAUUAACCCUGUAUAAUGUAUAUCGUUGGUACAUAGCUAGUUUUGAAAUGUUGACGUACUUUUGUUAUGGAUUCCCUGUUGUAAUAAAAUUAUACAGCACUAUGGCUAUACUACGGCGAGACUACAUUGGGUACCUACGCAGGACGUAUUUUCUCCAAUUCUCACUUUUAUUUUGUCUAAUAACUCGCUCGAAAUACCACAUUUAUGAAAAAAAAA
Molecule: messenger RNA, 4910 nt
Organism: Trichoplusia ni (cabbage looper)
Lineage: Eukaryota; Metazoa; Arthropoda; Insecta; Lepidoptera; Noctuidae
Product: chromobox protein homolog 5-like
Exons: 6
Coding region: 488-1336 (282 amino acids)
Biological process (GO): negative regulation of transcription by RNA polymerase II; chromatin organization
Cellular component (GO): pericentric heterochromatin
Molecular function (GO): chromatin binding
Source: RefSeq, a predicted model, not a curated record